Messenger RNA from Caenorhabditis auriculariae, 2795 nucleotides. The record is from the annotation of a GenBank genome assembly. Lineage: Eukaryota; Metazoa; Nematoda; Chromadorea; Rhabditida; Rhabditidae.
AUGGAAGUGGAUCCGCCGCAAAUCAAUCUGAGCGAACUAACUGCUGAACUUGCCAAGCUUCUCCGUGCCGCCAAUGAAGAUGUAAGUUUAUUCUGAAUGGAUCUUCAAAAGAAGAAAUAACCAAACUCAGAGAAAAAAAAAACCUUUUGUGGCCACUUAAAAGGUCCCUCAAGUACCAGUCGAAAGAACUCUAAAGUGGUCACUAAAAGAAGCCAUCAUCCUUCAUCUUAGUGGCCACUGAAAUGUCAAAACCCUAAAGUGGUCUCUCAAAAAUUUUUCCAGAAAGUGGAGGAAAAGGUAUAAGUCUGAGAGAUCAGCAGAAGACUGAAGAGAGUUCAGAGAAAGAGAGUUUCUCCCACUUCUCUGGCGUCUCCAGACUUACAGGGCUCUCUAGUUUCUAAGUCUAAUCGCACUCAUUUUUUCUCGAUCUUGAAUAAAAGAAAGAAAUAUAUUAGAUUUUUUUUCUUAAAAAUUUUUUUCCUGUUUUUUUCUAUUUCUCCAUCUUGUUUCUGGUCAUUUUUUUCUCGAGCUUAUAGAAAAAAAUAAAGAGUGGUUAGGCGGCCGGAAGAGAAUUUAAAGAAAAUGAGUUUUUUCCGCUUCUCUGGCGUCUCUUCACCCCAUCUUUGUCUUUUUCCUAAUUUCGGUUGGUCAAGCUUCUCUGUAAACUUCAAGAAAAAUAAAAAGUGUUGAGUCCUGCUUGGACUUGAAGAGAGUUUAGAGAAAAAAAGCUUUUCUCAUUUCUCUGGGGUCUCUUCAGGCCGCCCUUGAUCUUUCGUUCCGAUUUUUAGCUCAAGUUUAUUAGGAAAGGUUCUCUGUUUUAGCCCAAGGGAAAAAGAAGAGAAAAUAAGCUUUUACUUAAAGAGUUUCGAGAUAAAAAUGUGUCUAUUUCUCUCAUUUUUCUGUUUUCAACUCCAUGGACAAGAAACGAGGGAUAAGCGGAGAAGUUCAGAAAGUGGAAAUUUCUUUUUCUCUCGCGUCUCUCUAGAUCACGCGUUUUCUUUCGCUUCCUCCUCAUUUUUUUAUGGUUUCGAAGUUGAAAAAAUUUUAAAGGAUGCCAAAAGACUGCUGACAAAAGUGCCGCAACUCCUACAAACGAAAGAUGAUUCGGGCCGUUCUGUUGUUCAUUUUGCCGCCGUCGGAGGCUGUGUUUCCAUCUUUCAGUAUGCUCUUCUGACCGAUCCUGGAGCUGCUGAUAAGCCUGACGAUGUGGGUAUCGAAUCAAAAAAUGGUUUUGAAAGGUCAAAAUCAUAAAAAUGAAGAAACGUUUUUUUCAGUUUGUUAAUGAAGGGUUUAGAAUUGGACUAUUUGAAAAGGAUUUCGAAAAAUCAGAUUCUUGAGCCUCUCUGUAAAAAGUCAUUUUUAGGCCUGAAUGUUUUGCGUUCUGGUUAAUUAAACCUAAAUUGGUUUUUUUCCUAUUCGUAUGAGCGUCUGAAAGAGAAUUUGAGAGAACUUUUAGGAAAUCUCUUUUUAAGUGAAAUAAGAGAUUUCGGGACUAUUUUGGGUGUUAGAUUCCAAAAUUAAACUUAAAAUUAAAAGAAAAGAAAAGAUUCGAUGAAAUAAUAUUUGGACUUUGUCCGCUUUUUUUCAAACUUACUUGCUACUCUUUUUAGUUGGGAUGGACGCCUCUGAUGAUCGCCGCAUCGGCUGGCAGAACCGAGCUCGUCCGCUAUUUAGUUGGACUUGCUCAGGUUGAUCGAUAAGUUAAGGAUUAGACAAAAAUAAGUCACUUUUUAGGUUAAUAUUUUGCAUCAGAACAAGAAUGGUCAGACGAGUCUCCACUACGCGGCUAGCAAAAAUCACCGGGAGGUAAACUCAUAAACUGAUUUUAACUGGGUUUUUUGGUAUUUUCGAAAAAAAAAAAAAACUCGUUUUCAAGAUCUCAAACCUAUGGCUACCACAAAAACUCCCUUAUCAGUCAUUUUAAAUGGAUAGCGGUAUUUGAGAGCAAAAAAUCACCUAUAGAUUCUCAAAAUUCUUCUUGACGCCGAAGCUGAUGUAAACGUCGCCGAUAAAUAUGGAGCAACGGCGCUCCACCGAGCAGCCAGCCAAGGACAUGAACUCGUGAGAUUCAGAUGAAUGGAAUGGAGGAAAUUUUUGAUUUAAGAUCGUCCGUUUGUUGCUCUCUCAGCCCAGAAUCAAAAUUGAUGCCAGAGACAGCGAAGGAAACACGCCGCUGUGAGUUUUCUGCAGAAGAAGCUUUGUUUAUAGACCUUCAUAGAGUUUUUUUUCGAAAAAGUUGACUUAAAAAGUUGUUUUCUAUGGAAAAAUUACUCUUUUUCUUUCUAGGCGAAGUCUCAAAUUUUUUUCGGGGGGUUCUUAACAGACAGCUAUUUUUAACUACAUUUUCGUGCAGAAGCUUUAAACCGUUUUUAUUUUCCUCUUAGAUUCGAAAGCCUCAGCUCUUUUCUGUUGGUAAAAGCUCACCUUCUAGCUAUUUUUGGACUCCAGUUCAUCCAGGAACCAACCGUGUUCAUCAUUCUCUUAGACAUGGGAUGAAUCUUCAAAUAUAUUUUUUCAUUGAUCGAUCUUUAGAUAGACCUUAUCCAUUUUUACAUCGAUUUUACGACAGUUCUGCUACUUGCAGACACUUGGCGUGUGACGAAAACCGUGAAGAAGUCGCGCUGAUGUUGGUGCAUCGUGGGGCGAUCGCCGACAUGAAAAAUAAGGUGUCCGAUGACACGGCAGCCUCGAUCUAAUCUGCCAAAGUUCAGGAGGAAAAGACGCCUUGGCAACUGGCUUUGAACAAAAACCCCGAACUGGCGGUCAAGCUGAAGAGGGCCUCCCAGCAAGUCUGA